This is a messenger RNA of Staurois parvus, 336 nucleotides long. Lineage: Eukaryota; Metazoa; Chordata; Amphibia; Anura; Ranidae. The record is from the annotation of a GenBank genome assembly.
AUGCGCCCCUGUACCGCCUCCCCUCUCAUGCUGCUGCCAGGUCCAGAGUGUGUCAUGGGCCCCCCGUACCGACUUCCUACAUGCUGCUGCCAGGCCCGUAAUCUGUCAUGGGCCCCUGUACCCACCGCCUCCCAUGCUGCUGUGCCAGGUCCAGAGUGUGUCAUGGGUUCCCUGUACGGCCUCCCAUUGCUGCAUGCCAGGCCCGUAAUCUGCCAUGGGCCCCUGUACCGACUCCUCAUGCUGCUGCCAGGCCCAGUGUGUCAUGGGUCCCCUGUACGGCCUCCCCAUUGCUGCUGUCUCUAUCGCCACACUCUGCCAUGUGCCACUUUCAGGUCU